AUGGCCACCCUCACUGUUGCGACGAAAGCCAACGGCGCUCUCACCCUUCCAGGGGUGUUGGCGGCUGCGUAUCUUUCUGCUGGAAACUCUGCUAUUGAUAGUUCUGUCACUCCUUUUCUAGUAGACUAUGCGAGUUCUACCCCCGUUUCUAAACGCAGUCAGAUCAACGAAUGGAUCCAGCAAAGCACAGCUUUAUCAGCCAUUCAUUCCCUCACCAUAGCAGACAUUGUGUCGGGCUGGGAUGAUCCCCGUAUGCCGACUGUGCGCGGUAUCAGACGGAGGGCAAUGACUGUCCCCGCGCUGAGAGAGUUAAUCCUGAAGCAGGGGCCAAGUCAGAAUAUUGUUAAUCUGGACUGGACGGCAUUCUGGGCGAUGAAUAAGAAGUAUAUUGACCCUGUUGCGCCGCGCCAUACUGCCAUUGUCUCGCUCAAUGCUGCGGUAGCCUCAGUUGAAGGUGUCAUGGAGACGACUUCAGAGAAACACCGACAUAAUAAUAGCGCGUCCCUAGGCACGAACAAAGUUUUCUUCGACAAGGAGAUCCUCCUCGCGCAGGACGACGCAGCGUCUCUCAAACCAGACGAAGAAUUCACGCACGCUCAUGAACUGGGGCAACGCCAUCGUCACUUCUAUCACUACUGA
This is a messenger RNA of Aspergillus candidus, 639 nucleotides long. RefSeq lists its product as uncharacterized. Gene Ontology annotation, molecular function: ATP binding; glutamate-tRNA ligase activity. Bases 1 to 639 code for a protein of 212 amino acids. The record is from RefSeq and is a predicted model, not a curated record. Gene Ontology annotation, cellular component: methionyl glutamyl tRNA synthetase complex; cytosol; cytoplasm. Lineage: Eukaryota; Fungi; Ascomycota; Eurotiomycetes; Eurotiales; Aspergillaceae. The transcript has 4 exons. Gene Ontology annotation, biological process: glutamyl-tRNA aminoacylation; translation.